GGAUCCGCUGGUUCUGACUUCACAUGGCCGAUGGAUAAAUCUGAAGCUGACGAAGAAGCGAAUAAUACAGACGACGAUGUUUUGUCAAGUGAUUUAGAUCGACUGAUCGAAGAGGGUAUGGAUGAGAUAUCACCUGGUAGUGAAGGCUCACCAAUAAGUGAAGCCGAAGAAGAGAAGUUGAUUGGUGAUGAAAUUGAGAAAACUCUAAUGCAUGAAUUCGGUGAGGACUCUGCUGACAUCAUCACAACAACCAUUCCGAACUACGAACUACCCUCCUCUAUCAAUCCAUCACCACUUCCAGUAACUUCAACAGCAACACCGUUCACCGAUGACGGCACAGUGAAUAUUGUUGACCAAGCUAUCUAUUCAACAGCGAGUUUUAAUGAGCAGAACGCUGAGAUUAGCGACGAUGAAUUCAAUGCGGUUACGACGGAAAAGACACCCGCAGCGACGAACGACGAGUUGGAUUUACAGGAUUCAGAAGUUGGAACAACG
Molecule: messenger RNA, 495 nt
Organism: Anisakis simplex (herring worm)
Lineage: Eukaryota; Metazoa; Nematoda; Chromadorea; Rhabditida; Anisakidae
Source: the annotation of a GenBank genome assembly